AUACCCAGAGUUCCCUGCGGCCAUGCCACUCCCAUUAGUAGUAUGGCAGCGGUGAACUUUAACCUGAGAGUUUUCUUCGGUUGUCUGAGGAAUGAGACAAAUGAUCAGAUUCCUUCGCUGCUCGCCGACCCACUGACAUAAUCAUGGGGAGCACUCUGGUCAAAUGUGCCGCCACCGACCUGGGCAUCCAGUGGGCCGGCUGGGCUCUGGCUGCAGCUUUCAAAACCGAGAAGUUUUACGACUUGGCAGGAUCUGGCACUUUUAUACUACUUGCUCACCUGAGUCGUAUCUGGGGAGGAGCCAGUCACGUCCGUCAGAAGGUACAGACCGGGUUGGUGACAGCAUGGGGACUCAGGCUGGGGACAUUCCUCUUCAUGCGGAUUUUGAAGGACGGUCAUGAUCGCAGGUUCAACAAUGUCAGAGAUAGCCCUGGGACUUUCUUUGUAUAUUGGACUAUUCAAGCCUUGUGGAUAUUUAUGACCCUCCUGCCAACCCUCAUGCUGAACAGUGAGAAGCAUGGUGUGCCUCUGGGAGCGAGGGACGGUAUUGGCUGGGCUGUAUGGGGUCUUGGCUUCGCUACUGAGGCUAUUGCUGACCAGCAGAAAUGGCUUUUCAAGAGUGACCCAGAUAAUGCUGGGAAGUUUAUCCAGAGUGGACUAUGGGCCUACAGCAGACACCCGAACUAUUUUGGAGAGAUCCUGCAGUGGUCGGGUCUCUGGCUUUCAGCCUCAUCAGUGAUGCAGGGACCCCAGUACCUGAGUUUGGUGUCGCCUCUCUUCGUGUGGUUCCUGCUACGUUACGUCAGCGGCAUCCCCAUCCUGGAGAAGCAAGCCAUGAAGAAGUGGGGAUCUGACCCAGCCUUCCAGGAGUACAUCAGGAACACUCCUCUUCUCUGGCCAUUGCCAAAAUGUUGAUGUUACAUAUUUGUUAUAAUGUUUUAACAUUUUCUCAAUUGUUAAUAACAAUCACCUCCACACAAAGAAGGUAUACACAUUCAAGUCUUUUGAAAAUUUUUAAAUUAGUGUGCAGUUGUAAUUUAAAUCUUGUUAUUUUGUGAAAUUAAUUAGUUAAUCAUACCUAACCUUUACAUAAUAGCCUUCUCUGUAAGAUCUUUGUGGCAUGUCAUAAUUGAGAGCUAAUAGGGGCAUUCUAGUCAAGGCCAUCUGUGUCAAACUUAAACAACCGAGGAGACACCGCUAAAGCUGCCGGUUUCCUUCAUUAAAACCUGUGUCUGACAA
Micropterus salmoides (largemouth bass) is the source of this 1238-nucleotide messenger RNA. RefSeq lists its product as uncharacterized. Bases 144 to 914 code for a protein of 256 amino acids. Gene Ontology annotation, biological process: lipid metabolic process. Gene Ontology annotation, cellular component: membrane. NCBI's taxonomy places the organism in Eukaryota, Metazoa, Chordata, Actinopteri, Centrarchiformes, Centrarchidae. The record is from RefSeq and is a predicted model, not a curated record. The transcript is spliced from 5 exons. Gene Ontology annotation, molecular function: oxidoreductase activity, acting on the CH-CH group of donors.